Saccoglossus kowalevskii is the source of this 642-nucleotide messenger RNA. RefSeq names its product vacuolar protein sorting-associated protein 51 homolog. The record is from RefSeq and is a predicted model, not a curated record. Gene Ontology annotation, biological process: Golgi vesicle transport; lysosomal transport; Golgi organization. Lineage: Eukaryota; Metazoa; Hemichordata; Enteropneusta; Harrimaniidae. Gene Ontology annotation, cellular component: membrane; GARP complex; EARP complex.
CUGCAAUUUUUAUUUGAACUGCCAGCAAGACUAAAGAAGUGCAUUGAAAUGAAGGCAUAUGGACAAGCUGUCAGAUAUUACACUAAAGCCAGGACAGUGUUACAUCAAUAUCAACAUAUGCCAUCUUUUAAUAGCAUACAAUUGGACUGUAACGAUAUCAUAGCAGAAUUAAGAACUCAUCUUAGAGAACAGUUUCGAGACAAUGAAUCUACACCUAAACAGCUGGCUGAAUGUGUGGAUCUUCUGAUGCAGCUCAAAGAACCAGCAGAUGAACUUUGUGAUGAAUUCCUGUCUCAUUCGCAGCAGAAGUUGGAUGAAGAUUUGGCAGAAAUGGAAGCUCAGUUGCAAUUAAAGCGAGAAGGUUCGCCUAAUCUUCCUACAACAGACAGCAAAGAAAUUGAACAAGCAUUACGAAAUAUACCAAUGGAUGUUCUAGAGUUCAUUGACACCAGUUGCAAUACAUUCCUGAGUAAUAUGUGUUUAGUUAUAGCAACUUAUAAAGAAUUAUUUGUCAACAGACAAGCUACAGCGGAUUGUAAGCAGCAAGAACUGGAUAAGAUUGCUCAUGAUAAACUGGGAAAGUUUGUCAACUCCAGAAUGGAAUUAUAUUUUAAUUAUGUCACAGAGCGAGUUGAAGCUGAG